Molecule: messenger RNA, 1735 nt
Organism: Nicotiana attenuata
Lineage: Eukaryota; Viridiplantae; Streptophyta; Magnoliopsida; Solanales; Solanaceae
Product: serine/threonine-protein phosphatase PP1 isozyme 9-like
Exons: 4
Coding region: 410-1357 (315 amino acids)
Cellular component (GO): nucleus; cytoplasm
Molecular function (GO): protein serine/threonine phosphatase activity
Source: RefSeq, a predicted model, not a curated record
UUAGUAUUGCUUAAUAAUGAUCAUACAAAAAAAGUUUAAUUUUUAUUUUGAGAGAGAGAACAAAGAGAAAGAAUGGAGGAAAAAUGAGGAGAGAUAAUAGGAGAAGAGACGAGCAUAGCACGCAUCCUACAAUACAUUGACAACAACAUACCCCUAAUCUACCCCCACAAUUAUCCAUUUUUCUACCUUCAUUCUUAAGCUUUCCCUUAAUCCAAUCUCCUUUUUCCUAAUCAUAUUCAUUUUGUUUUCCUACUUAUUCGCAUACCCUUUUCUUGUUUGUCAGAGGAAAGUGGGUGGUUGAGUGUAUGUUUCUGCUCUUUUUUGUGGGAAUUGGUUUAGGUUCAUGUCAGAGUUUUGUUAUUAUUGGUAGAAAAUUAGAUAGAGGGAAUUAAUUUUGAGAGAAAGGAGAAUGGAAGGGACGAUGGAAAAGGGAGUAUUGGAUGAUAUAAUAAGGAGAUUAUUGGAAGAGAAGGGAGGGAAACAAGUUCAGCUAUCUGAGGCUGAGAUCCGCCAGCUUUGUGUCAAUGCUCGUCAGAUUUUCCUCUCUCAGCCUAAUCUCCUCCAGCUUCGUGCCCCCAUUAGGAUCUGCGGUGACAUACAUGGCCAAUUCCAAGACUUAUUAAGACUUUUUGAAUAUGGUGGCUAUCCUCCUUCGGCAAACUAUCUUUUUCUCGGGGAUUAUGUUGAUCGAGGCAAGAAGAGCUUAGAAACAAUAUGUUUGCUACUGGCCUACAAAAUUAGGUACCCUGACAAGAUCUUCCUUCUUAGAGGGAACCAUGAAGAUGCAAAAAUCAACAGGGUCUAUGGAUUUUAUGAUGAAUGUAAAAGGAGAUUCAAUGUUAGGCUAUGGAAGAUAUUCACAGACUGCUUUAACUGUUUACCUGUUGCUGCACUUAUAGAUGAAAAGAUCCUUUGCAUGCAUGGUGGGAUUUCUCCAGAGCUAAAAAGUUUAGACCAAAUAAACGAGAUUCAGCGGCCGGCUGAGAUUCCUGAUGGUGGCUUGCUAUGUGAUCUGCUGUGGGCUGAUCCUGACCCUAGAAUUAAGGGUUGGUCAGAGAGUGAUCGAGGUGUUUCUUGUACUUUUGGACCUGAUGUAGUUGCAGAGUUUUUGGCUAAGAAUGAGUUAGACCUCAUCUGCCGGGGUCAUCAGGUGGUGGAGGAUGGAUAUGAAUUCUUUGCUAAGCGAAGACUUGUGACUCUAUUUUCUGCUCCCAACUAUGGUGGAGAAUUCGAUAAUGCAGGUGCUUUAUUAAGCGUUGAUGAGCAACUUGUAUGUUCUUUUGAAAUAUUGAAACCAAUAUUAUCUAGCGGUUCAAAGUUGCCCCUAAAGAAGCCACCAAAGGUUGGAGGGAUGUGAUACAGUUGAAAGUGUACAUGGAGAUUUAUCCAGUAUAUAGCGAAGAAUGACGAGCACUACACUUUAUAUUUUGUUAUUGACACAAGCCAUCUUUUCCAAUACCUGUUUGGCUUUGGAACUGUGGAUAGGCCAUGAGUAUAUUACUACUAAAGGAAAAAAGAAUUCUGUAAAUCGGCAACAUAACUUAUAUUCAGAAGAUCUAAGAUGUUUCAGUUUUUAUUUUAGACACAUUUUGUUUCCUUUCUGUAUUUACUAGCACUCAGAUUUGACAAUCCUUGAUUUAGGAUGAGUUGCUUUAUCAUCCAAAUAGUUUACAAAGUUCUGUAAGGUUAUAGUUUAUGAAUCUUUUCUUUUAAUGAUAACGCAACCAUUUUGUAA